UUAUUCUGUGGGCGGGGCUUGUUUGUAACGCCUCUGGGCCUCAGCCUCAAUCAUUCCCGAGCGGAUUGUUUGUUGUCAAAAUGGAGUUCUUACUUGGAAAUCCCUACAGCACUCCCGUCGGCCAAUGCAUAGAAAGGGCCACAGAUGGGGGCCUACAGAAUGAGGACUGGACCCUCAACAUGGAGAUCUGUGAUAUAGUAAACGAGACGGACGAGGGGCCAAAAGAUGCCAUGCGGGCACUGAAGAAGAGACUUGGUGGCAACAAGAACUACAGAGAAGUGAUGCUGGCACUAACAGUAUUGGAGACAUGUGUAAAGAACUGCGGUCACAGGUUUCAUAUCCAAGUGGCCAACAGAGAUUUCAUCGAUGGUGUGUUGGUCAAAAUCAUCUCCCCCAAGAACAAUCCUCCAACCAUCAUACAAGACAAAGUGCUGUCGCUCAUACAGGCCUGGGCUGAUGCCUUCAGGAGUAGCCCCGACCUAACUGGUGUGGUACACAUUUAUGAGGAACUGAAGAGGAAAGGCAUUGAGUUUCCAAUGGCAGACCUGGAUGCAUUGUCUCCCAUCCACACACCACAGAGGGUUACACCAGAGGUGGACCCAGCCAUGAUCAAGUACCUAGCCCCUGGCUCACCUGCAGCUGGGUGUCCUAAACCUACCCUGACCCCAACCUUGACCCCAACCCUGACCCCAACCCUGACCCCUGCCUCUGCCACACCGGUCUCCCAAAUGCCCAGCCCCAUCACAGCAACCCCUGAACAGAUCGCCCGGCUGCGCAGUGAGCUGGACGUAGUGAGAGGAAACACCAAAGUGAUGUCAGAGAUGCUAACGGAGAUGGUCCCUGGGCAGGAAGAUGCCUCUGACCUGGAACUGCUUCAGGAGCUGAACAGAACAUGCAGGGCUAUGCAGCAGAGAGUGGUUGAGCUGAUUUCGCGCGUCUCUAACGAAGAAGUGACAGAGGAACUGCUACAUGUCAACGACGACCUAAACAACAUUUUCCUCCGAUAUGAGAGGUACGAGAGGUACAGGUCGGGUAGAGCAGCACAGAACAAAGGGCUGAUGGAGAUGUUGAAUGAGGCCACAGAGGACAACCUGAUAGACCUGGGCCCGGGCUCCCCUGCUGUGGUCUCGCCCAGGAUCAGCUCCAGCCCUCCAGUCCACUUCCCCGCAGGGGCCACUGCCUCGCCAGCCCACAACCCCACUACAGCCUCGCUAUCAUCUGCACUAGCUGUUAUUGAUGUAGCUUCAGACAGCGCGAGCGGUACUCUGUCCUCUGUACCAGGCCGCAACCAGGAUGACUUUGACAUGUUUGCCCAGACCAGGACCAGCUCUCUGGCUGAUCAGCGCAAAAAUGUAAAGUACGAGGACCCUCAGACUCUGGGCGGCCUGGCCUCAGCUUUGGAUGUGAGACAACAGAACACAGGAGGGCUGAGGGUAAAAGGGGAUGAUAACCCAGCAGAUCAGGAGCUGCCCAUAGACAGCUGGCUUAUUACCCAAGGAAUGAUCCCCGUAUCGCAGUCCUCUGUCAUGGAUGACAUAGAGGAGUGGCUCUGUGCUGACGUGAAAGGGGAUGGUGCUGAGGAAGGGGUGACUAGUGAAGAAUUUGAUAAGUUCCUGGAGGAGCGCGCAAAGGCAACAGACUCUCUGCCAUCUCCGCCUGGAGCUAACCCGGCUCACCCUGCUCGUGCCCCUGGUGGCUCCCACAAGAAGGCUGAGCGGACGGAGGAUGCCCUCUUUGCCUUGUAGACUGUUCUCAGAGAACCUACACCGCUCUCUUGGGAAAUUUUAAGGUCCUUGCUGUAAAUGAUUCCCCCCAAAUCCCUCCAGUCCCAUUUCAUUGUUGACCGCCAGGGGUGUAGCCAGUGACAUUCACCUUGUCAUUCUCUCGCCACAGUGUUGGUCUAACAUGCAGAGGUCUAACGUGUUUACUGCGCACAACUGUGUUGGUUUUUACUAUGUAUGGAUGUAUUAAUCUCUUAGUGUGGGAUUUACUUCUUGCAGUCCUGCAUCUCAUUUGUAAUGCUUCACCAAAGGAAGACAACCUAACGCGUCUGAUGUGCUUUGAAAAUGUGGUAUAUUACUGCAAGAUUAAGAGAAAACGUUCACUGCAGGUCCAUCUAUUGAGUCAGUAUGGAAGCAUACAAUUAGGAUCAUAUUGUGUUGCUUUACUACGUUCAGCUAAUUGCUAAUUUGUGCAUUUAUCGUUUUAAUGGUUUGUUCUGUAAUAUGUACUAGUGUUGUGGUUACGGUCGAUCCAUGCAAUUUUUCUUUUAUUUACAAAUACUCCAGUUAGAGCUGUAGUCAUGCUUUUAAUACUGGUGUGGAAUGGAAUAUGUUUUAUUAUCCAAGUUACCAAAAGCAGUGUGGAAAAAAGACUCCUGUUAGUAGGCAAAUGAACUAACUAGGAAUAUAGUAGUUAAAGCAAAGCUACGAUUGACACGUGUAUGCAAGCAUUGCUUUAACCAAAGGGAAUAAAAAGUGAAAUAUCUAAAAAGCACUAGUUAGGAUUCUCUGUUAUGUAUUUGAAAUGGCUAAGGGGAAGGAUUGUGCCCAUGGAAUAUUACGCAUUAGUCUUUUUCACUCCUCUGAAAAGCUACGACAAAUUUGAUUCUCUUGAACAACUGCAAACACUUUUAGCCAUUCCAAAGACUAUUAAGGCUUUAAUGACCAACUAGCCCUGAACUACCGGUCGAACAAUAAUCAUGUUCAUGUGUUAUGACUUUUAAGGGAUCAUGAACAUUUUCCUUCCCCUUCUAUAUUAAUGACUGUGCACUUUGAAGCAGAAACAAAUGUUUAUUUUGUCCUUUGUGUUUACAAGAUGGUUACUAUUUUUUCUAGGGGAUGGGAAAAUGUAUUUAGAUUGACUUCAUCUUGCACAUACAUUUUGUAAUUUUAGCGCGUGUUCACAUAGAAGUGGAUUGACGGACAGUUGAAUUUAUAAUUGCUUUUAAGAAUUAUAAAAAUGACAUAGAGAUGUAAAACAGAUUAGGGCAUUUAAAUUAUCAGAAUGAACUAGCGCGCAGGCUCCUUAAUAAACUAGCAGACAAAACAUAUAGCUAACAAUAUUGCACUGUUGUAAAGGAUAUAUUCUUAUAGGUAGAUCUUAAUUUACUCUAAUCUAUGUAAUCUAUAUACCUCAAAAUACAGGAAUUUUAGUUUCUGUGUUUGGUUAAAAAUGUAUUGGCUCAUAGUAAUAUCCACAAUGCAGACAUGUUUAUGUAUCAUUUGAUCCCCUGAUUGUAUUUUUAUAGUUCAUGUAAAAAA
Messenger RNA from Etheostoma cragini (Arkansas darter), 3263 nucleotides. It is a transcript of the gene tom1l2a, whose product is annotated as TOM1-like protein 2. Gene Ontology annotation, cellular component: membrane; endosome. The transcript is spliced from 17 exons. The record is from RefSeq and is a predicted model, not a curated record. Gene Ontology annotation, biological process: signal transduction. The coding region runs from base 81 to 1745 and encodes 554 amino acids. NCBI's taxonomy places the organism in Eukaryota, Metazoa, Chordata, Actinopteri, Perciformes, Percidae. Gene Ontology annotation, molecular function: ubiquitin binding; clathrin binding; phosphatidylinositol binding.